CCCUUUGCUCCCGGGCAUGUCGACCAUCAUGAUCCAUGACCUGUGCCUUGCCUUCCCAGCCCCGGCAAAGGCUGACGUGUACGUCUCAGACAUUCAGGAGCUCUAUGUCCGUGUGGUUGAUAAGGUGGAGAUUGGGAAGAUGGUCAAGGCAUAUGUCCGCGUGCUGGACUUUCACAAGAAGCCUUUUCUGGCCAAAUACUUUGCCUUCAUGGACCUGAAGCUCCGGGCGGCUUCUCAGAUCAUCACGUUGGUGGCCCUCGACGAAGCCUUUGACAACUACACCGCCACGUUUCGCGUCCAUGGUGUGGCCAUUGGCCAGACCAGUCUCACUGCAACGGUGACUAAUAAAGCUGGACAGCGAAUCAACUCGGCCCCACAGCAGAUUGAGGUCUUUCCCCCAUUUAGGUUGAUACCCAGGAAGGUGACACUGAUCAUCGGAGCCAUGAUGCAGAUCACCUCGGAGGGCGGCCCGCAGCCCCAGUCCAAUAUCCUCUUCUCCAUCAGCAACGAGAGCGUUGCUGUGGUGAACAGCGCGGGGCUGGUGCAGGGGCUGGCCGUCGGCAACGGCACGGUGUCUGGGGUCGUACGGGCUGUGGACGCUGAGACUGGCAAGCUCGUCAUCGUGUCUCAGGACCUCGUGGAGGUGGAGGUGCUGCUUCUCCAGGCCGUGAGGAUCCGCGCCCCCAUCACUCGCAUGAGGACGGGGACCCAGGGCCUCGGGGCCAUUUCUGCUGAGGAGGAGACCUGUCUUGCGUAUGAGCUCCUCAAGACCAUCAGUGAGGGCAGCUUCACCACCAUGAAGUUGGCCCAGCACAUCCCGACCAGGGCAAAGGUGACCAUGAAGGUCAUCGAGAUCACCCAGCAGAACGCUACCGGCCUCCAGGGACUUUUUUGUGAAGCCCAAAAUAUGAAGGCCUUGAACUCCCCGAAUAUUGUAAAGUCAUGUGAGGUGAUCCACACUGAGAAAACCUUAUUCCUCGUUUGA
This is a messenger RNA of Leptonychotes weddellii (Weddell seal), 985 nucleotides long. The record is from RefSeq and is a predicted model, not a curated record. NCBI's taxonomy places the organism in Eukaryota, Metazoa, Chordata, Mammalia, Carnivora, Phocidae.